Melozone crissalis (California towhee) is the source of this 615-nucleotide messenger RNA. RefSeq names its product ankyrin repeat and SOCS box containing 15 (gene ASB15). The record is from RefSeq and is a predicted model, not a curated record. Gene Ontology annotation, molecular function: protein binding. NCBI's taxonomy places the organism in Eukaryota, Metazoa, Chordata, Aves, Passeriformes, Passerellidae.
AUGGCUGAAUAUGGUCACUGUGAUGUGCUGGAGCAUCUUAAUCAUAAUGAUAGGAAAGUGGGCCAAGCGCUGUUCAUUCUGCUAGACAGCCAGAACCAGUGUCUAGAGCUUGUCAUUGAAAAUGGUUUGGAUGUCAACACUCUCUUGUCUGAACACAUAACUUCAAAUACUUAUGAUGACAGAAGAGGGACUGCACUUUGUUGUGCUGUUUCUAAUAAUGAGACUCUUCACACCAAAAUAUUGCUCAAAGCAGAAGCAAAUCCAAAAAAUGAUCCUUUAAACUAUGUUCUCAUAGCAGUGAGAGCUGACAGCCAUGGAACUGUAAAACUACUCCUAUCUUAUGGAGCAGAUGUCAACUGCUAAUGGUUGCUUAAUGAUUCGCAUUUCCCCAGUGCAUGGUAUUCUUUGAGUGGUGACAUGAUGCUGAGGCUGUUGCUCUGUCAUGGAUAUAAUGUGGAGAUGUGUUUGGACUUUGUGUCAGGUAUCUUUGGAAAUUCUUUUGUGUGGCCAGCUCCAGAGCUUGAGCCUAUUCCCAGUUGGACUACUUCUUCAAUAAACAAUAAACUAAUAAAAACAUACAUUCCUUGCUUCUCUUCACUUGGCUCUUUUUGUUAG